Messenger RNA from Oenanthe melanoleuca, 400 nucleotides. It is a transcript of the gene RPL35A, whose product is annotated as ribosomal protein L35a. Gene Ontology annotation, molecular function: structural constituent of ribosome. Lineage: Eukaryota; Metazoa; Chordata; Aves; Passeriformes; Muscicapidae. Gene Ontology annotation, biological process: ribosomal large subunit biogenesis; cytoplasmic translation. The record is from RefSeq and is a predicted model, not a curated record. Bases 33 to 365 code for a protein of 110 amino acids. The transcript has 4 exons. Gene Ontology annotation, cellular component: cytosolic large ribosomal subunit; ribosome.
GCCUGCCGGGACCGGGUCUGCGGGAGGACAUCAUGGCUGGGAGGCUGUGGUGCAAGGCCAUUUUUGCUGGCUACAAACGUGGCCUCCGAAACCAGCGGGAGCACACGGCCCUUCUGAAAAUUGAAGGUGUUUAUGCCCGUCAGGAGACAGACUUCUACCUGGGCAAGAGGUGUGCCUAUGUGUACAAAGCUAAAAACAACACGGUAACCCCUGGAGGCAAACCCAACAGGACACGCGUGAUCUGGGGGAAGGUGACCCGCGCCCAUGGGAACAGUGGCAUGGUUCGUGCCAAGUUCCGCUCCAACCUUCCUGCCAAGGCCAUUGGACACAGAAUCAGGGUGAUGCUGUAUCCAUCUAGGAUCUAAAUUUUUAUUGGAAAUAAAAUGGAGACUCUGUUUGA